GGCUCUGGGAAUGAGAUUGGUUUCCUUAGUAACAGAUUCAAGAUGGCUCCGUGGACAGCAACAAGAAUACGUCCGACAAAAUACUACGGCUUGUAAAUAUAAAAGAUAACCAGGAUUUUGAUCAAAACAAGUUUGAUACAGCUUUUAGUAUAACCAUGUCUCACAGCUACUACAACAAGCAAUGGGGAGAGACGCAAGGCGCGAUCCUCGAUCUCCUAGAAGUGGAGUUACCAGCAGAGCCUAUGAAACCAGAAAAGGAUCGGAUUGCUGCAUUCCAAAUGUUUGCCGUGAUGUAUAUCAAAUAUAUUCAAAUUUUCCGAAGAAUAGAGGAAUGUUAUGAUCAGGUAGUGCACCCACAAAAAAGAAGAGUUCUACGGCACUUGUUAGAUGGCAUCAUGGGAAGAAUUCUUGAAUUAAAGAAUGAGAUGGUACAGCUUGAGUUUUCGGAAUUUCAUUACUUUGACGAUGUCCUAUCAGAUCUUAAACUGACACCUGAUGACAUCGAAAUUCCUAUUCCAAAGUAUUUCAUCUAUGAGAACUCCAAGGAGUUACAGGAACGCGAAAAACUCCUGGGCGGGAUACUGGCCAAGAUGGGACCACAAGACACACCCACACAAAGGGAAGAGAUUCAAAUGACGGUUGAUGAUGCUAUCAGAUUAAUUCAGGUCCACGAAAGAGCAAGGCAGGGUAGACUGAGGGCAAAAUUCAUGAGAGAAAUUAGGCAACAAGAAGAAAGAGAGAGACAAGCUCAACUGCGUGGCGCACCAACAAUGGACCCUGAUAUUGCAGCUACUAAAAUACAGAAGGUCUGGAAAGGAUUUGCUCAGAGAAAAAGGACUCAAAGGUUGAGAGAGGAAGAGCUUAUAUUUGUUGGAAUGUCAGCUGAACCAGAGCAGGACAAGAAAGACACUCCAAUGUUUGCUGCUGAUAAAACAGAGACUCACAGACAUGUUAUACAAGAAGAACAUGAAAGGGAAUACCAACAGGCUUUGGUCUCAAUAAAAGAAAAGAUUCGAGAGAUUGAAGGUCCAGACAUGAAGGAAAACAUGCAAGACCAGAUCCGACAAUGGUUUAUAGAAUGCAGGGACAAGAGUGGUAAAUUUCCCGACUACCCUGAUGAUGACGAAGGCGGAUCAGCGGCUAUCUUUAAAGAGAAAGAUCCUGCAGAACUUGAGAAAGAGGAGGCUGAGAAAGGUGAAGAUGGUGGCAAGAAAGGGAAAAAAGGAAAGAAAGGAAAGAAAGAUAAAAAGGAUAAAAAAGACAAGAAAGGCAAAAAAGGGAAAAAGGGCAAAGGUGGAGAUGAAGAAGAGGAGCCUGGGAUUAAGAUGGCGGAAUCCAGUUUUGUACCAACAGUGAACGAAGCAGCGGCAACAUACAAAGAUGUCUGGCAGUUUAGAGAUGAAACUGGAAACUUUGAGCAAAAACAUGACGCUGAGUUGAUCAAAGAAGCAAAAAGGAUUGAAGUGGAAGAGGAAAUCCGCAAGCAAGUAGAUGAGCUGAUGAGACAAGAGUUGAAAAAUCUUAAGAUGGCGGUUGAUAGAGAUAAGGCUGGAAAAAAGGGAAAGAAAGGCAAGAAAAGCGGAAAGAAAAGUGGAAAAAAGAAAAAGAAGAAGAGCGGUAAGAAAAGCGGUAAGAAAGGAAAGAAGAAGAAGAAAGAAAAGGAUUUGACAGCUGACAGGACAAUCGAAUCCAUAUACGAGGAAUUAGUCCACGAGGGAAUCAUAGUGCGCCCACCCAAAAUCCACUUGCGAGACUUUGUCGGUGAAUAUAGCUACCUUGGGACCACACUAAGACAGGCAAACAUCGAACCCAUGCCGUCACUAUCAGACGUACGACGUGUUAUAACCGAGUUCUCGAUCCUACCUUUGGGCUCUCAGGCUGUUCAUGAGAGAUCUCCGAUGAUCAAGUCAGUCCUGAUCACAGGGCCACGUGGUGUUGGUAAGAAGAUGCUCGUACACUGCAUCUGUACUGAGACAGGAGCUAACCUUUUCGACCUGACCGCGGCAAACAUCGCCGGCAAGUACCCCGGCAAGGCAGGACUGGCCAUGCUACUGCACAUGGUCUUCAAGGUCGCUCGUCAACUGCAGCCGUCGGUUGUGUUCAUCGGAGACGCUGAGAGGACCUUCGUGAAGAAAGUUCCCAAGACUGAUAAGUCGGACCCAAAACGACUGAAGAAAGAUCUGCCAAAGCUCCUGAAGACUUUAAAGCCUGAAGACCGUGUGAUUAUCAUCGGCACAUCAAGGCAGCCUUUUGAUGCGGAAGUGAAGCCCCUCUGUUCAUCUUACCAGAAGAUCCUACUUGUGCCAAGGCCGGAUUAUGCAUCCAGAUACCUGUUAUGGCGAACACUGAUCCUGAAGUACGGCGGACGCGUGUCGGAAUCCAUGGACCUGAGCUCUCUUGCCAAAAUAACUGACGGAUACACCCAGGGACAUAUGGUACAAGCCAUACAGCAGAUCCUGUCCGAGAGAAGAAUCCAGCAGCUCUCCAAGCGUCCUCUGACUGCUGCCGAGUUCGUGGCUCCUUUGGCGAGAAUUGACCCGAUCUACAAGGAGGAGGAAGAGGCCUUCAAGACGUGGUUUUCCAAGACUCCCCUGGGCAAGAAGCGAGCAAAGGCUGCUGCAGGCGAUGACGAGGGAGGAGACAAAAAGGGAAAGAAAGGAAAGAAGGGAAAGAAAAGCGGGAAGAAAAAGAAGAAAUAAUAGAUCUUUCUUCUGAGUAUUUGAGAAGUGUGUGUAGACUUAUUUGUAAAUAUGUUUUUAUUCCAUUAAUAAAACCUUUCAGAGAGGC
Nematostella vectensis (starlet sea anemone) is the source of this 2787-nucleotide messenger RNA. RefSeq names its product dynein regulatory complex protein 11. The transcript is spliced from 28 exons. The coding region runs from base 156 to 2699 and encodes 847 amino acids. Gene Ontology annotation, molecular function: ATP binding; ATP hydrolysis activity; protein binding. Lineage: Eukaryota; Metazoa; Cnidaria; Anthozoa; Actiniaria; Edwardsiidae. The record is from RefSeq and is a predicted model, not a curated record.